AUUAAAUACUUGCGAAUACUUUAUUUCCUUUGUGCUAUAUCAUGGAUUAACGAUUUUUUUGUUAUUUUAAGGUUUGGUGCAGCCUUAGUAAGCCGACAUGUAUCAUUUGAAUAGGACAUGCUAAUUUGUCUUGGCCUAGAUAUUCUUUGCGAAGAAUUCGCUCCCGUUCGAAGAAGCUUACUAGGAAAGUGAUAAUUGUUGUUAUUCCCGCUUUCAAAAUGCCAAGAAUUUCAUACAUUAGCUUAAAAUAAAGUGUUAAGUCUUUGCAUUUAGCGGAGACAAUCUUACCACUCAUGAGAUGUUCGAAAUUCGCUACUUUUUCCAAAACAUAUUGUCCCAAAUUUUAAAAUGUCCCAAGCUUCAGUUUAUGGGACAGACGAGAUAUUCACGUAAAUACAAAUUCUAUCAAAAUUCAAAGAUUUCAUUCAUAACACAAUUGCUUUCAUUAUUUUUUUACAUAUAAAAUCUAGCCGUAUAAAAUCUAUAAAACUGUUGAUAUAACAAAAAAAUGAGACACGAUGAGAUAUAAUGAUGGAAUACAACAAUAUAUGUUAUAGGUUAAAAGUAGAGGGAAAUAUAGCUGAACUGAGAAUAAGUUUAGCCACAAAUGGUAAAUCGAAAAUACGAGUCUUAAACGAGAUCUAAUUUUGAGCCAUGUGGGGCCUACCCUCCCCCGCAUCUUCGAAAGCUUACGCGAUUGGCCAACGAAGCCCAGUAUUUACGCUAAGGGGGCAUUGGUCUCGUAGUUUAUCAUACGCCCCUUUGCCUUGCCAUCGUGUGUAUAAAAGUUAGGGGGUUUUGAACAAAUAAUUUUAGUUUAGCAUAGAAUGCAUCCAUUUGUUAAAUGUUAGAAAGAACAACUUGCUGUAUACAGCAGAAACCCGCAUAAAAGAACCUGUUUUUAUAAGAACAUCGAGGCUGAACCCCCAGGAGGCUGAAAAUUGGAAAGGUUGUUAUAUGUAUAUAUAAGGGUUUUUGGAGUAAAUUAGGUUAUGGCAUGUUGCAUUCUAAUUGGACAAUCUAACAACACAAAUUCAUUUGAUUGGUUGAAAUUUGACAUAAAAAGAGCUGGUUUAAGUGUGUCCAUUGGAAUUCUUGCGGUGGAAAACAUUGUUAAUGUAUACAAGGCCUGUACGUAUAUAAGAACCUUGUUAAGAACCUUUUAGAUUGGAAUUUAGAAUAGCAGCCUGUUAAUUAAGAAAUUUAUUCAAUCUGCCAGACAAAACCCUAGGUUCUUUUAUGCGAGCUUCUACUGUAGUAAAGAUCAGCUUGAGAGCAACGACUUCUUCUUUCUUCAACCCAACUGCCCUAUACCAUGUUACAGCUCCAGUUAUUUUCUGGCAUCAAAUCCUCCUUUCAUAUGCCGUAUUUCAGUGUUUUUUUAUCAAUUAAUACAUAACAAAGCUUUUCAAAAUAUUAUUAUAGCAAUGACAAACCAAGCGUUUUUUGAAGAUGCCAGAAAAUCAAUAAGGCACGUGUGCAAUUUAUUCUAAAUUUGAAACGAAUCGCGUUCCCAUUUUAAAUUUCUAAACCUGCAUUAUAAACAUCCCUUUAUAGAUUGUUUAAUAUAUCAUAAGUUCUUUUUGACGCGGUUUCUUCAAAGCAUCGACUAGCGAUUUGACCUCGGAGCUCCGUGUCAUAAGCUGACGAUCAGAUAUUGAUCAGCCAAUCCUUGAUCCACAUUUCAUGUCGCAUUAUCAUCUAAUCGGCAAUGUUUUCGUUAUUACAAGCAAAGAGAAAUACCUCAAAGUGAUAAUUAUUCAUAAAAGUGGAUUACCCCGCUUUUUUUAAUUGUCAUCAGCGAUUUAAAUUGAUCGGAUUUUAGAGCAAUUUUUAAGCAUAGCUUUUCAUUGCACUUGAUUGCACCACAUCGUCUUCAAUUUUUAUUUGUAAAAUGUUAUCUCCCUAAAAGAAUUUUCCUCCGAAUCACUUCUUAUCUGAAACUCAAAAUUUUUAAACGGACGCUAAAACUUUUAAGAAAACUUCCAACUACACCCUUCUUUUAUAAGAACCAGUAAAUUUAAGUUCAGGCUGACUGUUCUUAAUUUUUUCGAAAAUCUGAGGCUGGAUUGUUCUUAAUUUGUUCUCAAAUUAAGAGGGUGUAAGCAGUGCUAUUGCUAGCUUUUUCGCUCUAAGGAGGUGUUCAGGCCUCAUUUGCCAACAAAGUGAGUGAGACAGCCUUAAUUUGCUGACAAAUUUGAAUAUUCACCGAAAAAGCACCGACACAUCGCUAAAAAUCCUCGAUUUUGAGAAAAAACGUUGUUCAAAAUUGCAUUUUGCAGAAGCUCAGCCUCAGCUUGUUCUUAAUUUGUUCUUAACUUUUGACCAGUUUUGAGGCUCGUGUUCUUAUAAAAUUGUUCUUAUAAAGGAAAAAGAGUGUAUUUGGAAAUUCAGAGAAAGUAAAGCCCUAACAAAGGAGAGAAAAUCCACUUCCAGUUGCAGAGUUCAUUUUUCCAACCUUUAUCUGCAUUAAGACUUCACGAAAUGCUGAGUAGUAAACAAUAAAAGACCCGUUACGCAGUCCUGCGGAACACCGGCUUUCUGGCCAUUUGAAUUUCAGUGACUAUAUUUUCAAUGAUUGUGUUUUGACGUAUAUAGGCCAUUGAUUGUGUUAUCUCUGUUUGGUUAUUCUUGGCUUGCUUCAUGUUUUCAGAAUAAUUUAAUUUGUAAAACGGCGAGGGAAUUUUUAUCUCCGGUUAUUAAAAUACCAACAUUAAUGAAGGCUGGACAGAUGUGUCUUAGUAUAAACACAGAUUUGUCUGAAACACGCGACUCUCAAUUGUUCCCGAUUAGUACAAUAAACUGUUUGUUUGACAUUUUCAUCUACGCAAAACUAGUUGGUUAGAACGCUUAAUCCCACAAGAUUUCCUAUUUAUCACAUUUUGCAAUAGAAUUUGCGCUAUGUCAGUUUUAAAGCACAUGUACAAAGUGCUUCUCGGCCUACCUGCGCGUGCUAAUUCAAUUAGAAUACUUUACAUUCUUUCGUGCCCAGACCUCUUGUAGCGUCAGUAUAUACGGCUUCAUCAGUAGCACUAUUUAGCGCUUCAUCAGUUAUAUGCUGCAAUUGUACUUUAUGAAAUCAGUCCUUUUCCUAUAAAACCAAUCUCUGUUUGCCUGAACCUUCUGUAGCCUACAUUUUUUAUAAUUUUCUAUUUUCUAUGUUUAUGAUUUUAUUUCGAUAUUCAAAUAUCUGUUAAAAAAGUUUUAAGAAGAAUCUCUCCUAAUAGAACUUUGCUGGUCUAGGUCGUUAGAAAUGAGGUUUGAUAUGAGCUCAAUAAUUUCAAACCCCUUAUCCACAACCUGAGGCCACAGAUAGACUUCUGAUGUUCAGUUGAGAUAAUGUUUUUUGUUUGACCUGGGAACUAUAUACUGAAUAUCUUGUUAAAGACAAGCUUUUUGAUGCUAGCAAAUGAACACAGGCAGGAUCCAGUUUGGGUUUGUGGCAUUUGUACUCGAAUAAGGGAAAUCUGAGGCAUUCUAAUAGGCAAGGGGUUUGUCCCCUCAUCUCAGAGUUUAUUUGGUCCCUGCAGUGGUGUGGUUAAGGGGUGGGCUCGGGGGGCACAGUUUCCUUGUUUAAUUAAAAUAGAUCAGGGACCGCGCACCACUCUAAAAGUGGAGGGGCUGAAAUGGGUGUGACCGAAAAAUGUUUAUUGAAUUUUUGAGCUCAUAUCGCCCUCUUGAACGCCGCCACGCCCUCUUGAACGCCGGAAAACGCCCCUUUUAGAAAUACUCGCUUAUUUCUAUUGAAUUUUUAUUAACAGUCUUGCUCAGAAAAGAUAUUAAUAACUAUAAAACAGAUAGAAUUAGCUCGAGGGUAAUAAAUAACCAAGCUAACAAAGUUAGAAAAUACAUCAUAUCAAUAAACAAGAUGAAACACCUAGAAAAAGAACAAAAAUGGUUCCCAGUCAAUGAGAACUGCUACUACACAGGAGUAAACUAUCCAAAGUUGCGUUAGAGUAAACCUUUGAAAAAAUGUUCUAGCCUAUUAUUGCAAAAAAGUGGGUGGGCUAUAGCCCCUGCUAGCCCAAUGGCUGCGCGGUGCCUGAAAUAGAUUAUAGGGGGCUCAGUCCGUGUUUGUUUGGUUUGGUGCAUUCCUUACUGGGCAAUGUGAAUUAGCCCUUAAUUAUGCUAUUUGCCUUCUAGAAUCGAUGAACAGUUUGAAUGAUUUCAUGUACACAACAGAGAAUCUUUAACACAACUGCAAAUUUAUAGGGUGUGACAAUGGGUGUGGACUUGGGUGUGGCUUUUAAAUGUUCUCUGCAGCACAGCCCUCCUUUCUUUAUAGCUUUUAGGGCGGCACCCCUGUGCCUGUACUCGAGAUUAUCAGGCGCUUUCCAUGCUUUGGGAGAAGUGACUGAAGACUUUCGUUUUAUACUAUUAUUUGUUUUACUUAUUAGCGUAACCACCCUUCCUCUCUUACAUCCCUCAGCUCGACAAAUGGGCAGAAAUGAACGUUUUUUAGGCAUAGAACGCCAUCAGUAGGCAUCGUGUUUAGUUUAUAUUGCAUGAACGAGGCUAGUUCGCGCAAAUUUGAUUUGGGCAAAUUAUAUUUCAAAUGAUUCUUUGUGCGAUUAAAUUAUGGAGGUUGUAGUUGAACAUAUCCGUUUGCAAAACACGAGGCAGUCAGUUAAUGUUGAAAUAUUAUGUUGUUUCUCAAUCAUUUAGAUGAGAGUUUUAAAAGAUCGUUUAUCUGAUAAAAACUGUCAGAUAAAAAUUACACUUUAUUAUUCAAAAAAGAUUUCAGCUGUCAAAUCUAAUAAAGCUUUAUUUAAUAAAAACUGUUUUAUUCUAAUAAUUGUUACUCUUCAAUCGCUUAGAAAGUUUAUCCUUUUAACUGCCUGCUGGGUCACAACUGUACGAAUUUGUGGUCAGUUUCUGUUUAAAUUUUAAGACAAAUCUUUUCUUAGAUGCUUUAUUCUAAUCUUUCGUAGAUUUUAUCUUAUCUUUGUUUUAUACGCUUUGUGUUUUGAGACGUGUGGUUUAUACAGUAUUUUGUGUAGUUUGUAGCAGGUUCAGUCAAGACUUGUUAGUUGAUGGUUUUAGUUGUCAUGACGACCAUAAUCAAUAAUCAUCAUAAAUUUUUUAAUAAUUAUGAUCAUAAUCAAUCAUGAAAUCAUCAUAAAUCAUUGGUAGAGCCCGAUCGUCAUUCUAUCUAGCAGUUUUAUAUUCUACAUCACAUACACCUGAAAAUCGCUUUUGUGUAGGCAGACAUUCUAAAUUUUCAAUUGGUAAAAUUCUAAAUAACAAUAAAAAGCAAGCGGCACUGAUUGGGCAAUCUCAACAGCCAUACCCUCGCAUUUCAGAUCGGCCUGCACUCGUCUUUCGAUCCACGAUUGGGUAUAUAUAUUUCCAAGCGUAGAGUUUUCGAUCUACUUUAUGUUCUGACGUUUUAAACUUUGAAGAGUGUCAGAUGUUGGAAUGUUUAGAAAUGUUUUCUUUUUCCAAAACCAUUUUUGAAUGGAUUGUUUACCACGAAAAGAUUAUUUAUAAUCAAUCCUCAUAGUCAUAAUCAAUCUUCAUCAUUAUCAUCAUCGUUACCACCUCAUCCUUGUAUAUUCUCCGCCAUUUGCAUAUUCUUCUUCUUUAUUUUACAACAAAUCAUUUCAUUAAACAAAUCAUUCAAUUUCCUAACAUCCGCUAUCCCGCAUGCGCUAGACUAAAACAAAUUCAAUUAUGAUUUUUUGAUUCACGAAAAUUGGGGAAAUUUUCUGUAGAAAGGGCGCCUAGUUUGCAAAAAUCUUUUAGUCUGGGAGAAGAAAGGUUGUGAAAGGAUUUGGCCAUGUUGCGACAUAAACAACUGCGUGCAGUUGAACACAAGAUUUUUGAUCGAAACAGAGAACUCCUGUCGGGUCGAUUCUUAAGUUACCUGCUGCCACAUGCUCAACAAAACAAUACCUUACUAUUGCGGUAAAGAAACUUCGAAUUUACAACGGAUCUUUUUGAUCAGCCUUGUAUUCAACUUAACUAUAGAUAUACUCUUUGCGGCCUAGGAACCGAACAGAUAAUCUGAAGAUUUAAUCCACAGAUGUCCUUGCGCAUUGCAUUCUGAUUUGUAUUCUGGCUUCCUUCCGAUUUGUAGUGGCUUCAUUCCGAUUUGUAGUGGCUUCUUUCUCGCUUGCUGCCUGGUUAUAUGCUAAUUUCAACCACGUUUAACUGAGUGAAGAUGCAUAACACCACAAGAUGAAUAUUUCAAAUGCGAUGAGAGAGAGCACCUCAUCAAGAGAGCCACUGGACAGCUCAUCUGAUCACGAUAGGAGUUUCGAGAGGACUCGGGGAAGUUAUAUCGCGUGCAUCAAUCGUUCGCUUGAGCAUGCGUUCGAGUUUCUGUCCGAAACAGGUUAUGCCUCUGGAGGUCUGUCUGAUGCAGAAAGAAUAGAGAGCAGAUGUAGCGAUGAUACCGAGCAUGUAAAAGGACAAAAUGGCCAUUGUGAUAAUGAUUCAAAAAUAAACUCACGGCAGUUGGGGUACACUGAUAUCAAGCCUUCGAUAUGCGAUGAAGUAAUAACGGAGUACAUUCCCGGCAGGCUUUGGGGCAUCAGCGAUAAGGCUGUUCAGAAACAGAACAGGACCGAGUUCCAUAAUAACAGGAACAACAUGCUUAGAACUGCGUCAGAAGAGAAGUUGAUUACUACUAAAGGAGAGAAAAAGAUCAUUUUGUAUCAACAUGUGAAUGGGGAGAAUUCUAGAACACGUCGCAGGCAUGUGAGCAAAAGUAUGGAAAAUAUAGGGCCCAAACGUGGCCCAAAAGACAGCGAAAUUGACGUGUUGAGGCGGUUGGAAGGCCGGAGAAACAGUGCGGGCACUGGAAAACAGCAAGAAAGUGUUAGGCCAAGUCAGAACAACAAAGAGAACUCAGUCCCGGGAAAGAAACUUCAUGAACGGGAAGAUUCGGGUUAUGAAAGCAAAGCUGAGUCUCGUAAUGGUGUGUUGAACAAUAGAGUUAGGAAUGACUCAAGGCGAGGAAGGUAUCACAGUCAAAUUUUUGAAAGUAAUCGACGAGAAAGUACACCGUAUCUUACAACCGAGAGAGAAAUUUUGAAGCAGAUACUUACCAAUGCGAAGGAAUCUGAACAACUUCAACAGAAACACCGGAGGAGCAGCAAAAGUUUAAGCAACCUCGACUUGAGAAGAGCCGCGUCGAAAAUAAGUCUGGGUCCGACUCAAAGACAGCGAACGCCUGUGAAAAGUCCUGCGAGUGAACAGAAAGGCUUCAAAAAGUUUCGGGAAAGUUUCAGAAAGACUACAAGUUAUUUUAUGCCUCAUAAGUUUACAGUGCAAGAAGAAAAAGGCGCCGGGAACGAUUUUGCGAACGCUUUAGAAUUUCAAUAUCAUUGCAUGCACGAAUCACGUGAUGGUAAUGAGCCAAUCACAAGCUCGAUAAACCUUACAGGGAAGAAGAAAGGAUUCUUCCGAAGCAUUUUCGAACGGAAAAAACAAAAGCAGCCGAAUAGUAAACAUAGAAUGCGCAGCUUCAGGUCAAGUGAAUCAAUAAACCAGUCCCGUUGGCAUUCUAGGGAAAACCUGUCGAAAAAGGCAGAACGCCCUAAAUCGAUUUCUAUGCUUAUAGACAAGGUAAAAGAACCUGUUGACGAAUCUACCACCGAUUUGAGGGACAUUAAGAAUAACGAGGAAGAUUUACGUGUCACGAAGAGAAGUUCUGUUAGUCACGGAAGUAGGUUUCGCCGUUCGGAAAGUCUGCGUUCAAUACCAUCUACAUCGCAGUUUUCAGAUCAUAUAUCAACUGAGAUCGCGGGGGAGAACCCAGUCAGGACUAGGAGAACCAGCCGUAAUCGACCAAUGAGUGUACAUGGCAUGAUACUUCGGACCUGCUCAUAUGGAUCAAAUGAUAACAAAACUGAAGCUGAGGAGGUUGAAGAUUUGCAUAGAGUCCUUAAAAACAGAUUAUCCCUCUGCUCGAUAAACGAGAACAUUUUCCAAAACGGUCUCGAUCGAAAUGGGGGCCUCGAUUUCACCGGCAAUCGUGAGCCAAUAUUUACGUCAUCUAGCCCUAGAAAAAAUGAUGACAUCACAGAAUGGAUCCGAGGUUUGCAGUUUUCGUCAUCAUCGUCAAACUUUCGAAAGCUCGAUAACUUUGAGGUUCACAGAACUGAUCGCAUCGUGGAAGAACAAGAACGAGAUGAUGACUGUAGUAUAGAUGAUCAUAGGCCGUUUUUUCACGAGACGCGUAUUGUUAAUGGUCAGAUUCAAACGUAUUUAUGAUUUACUCGAAUUGUAAACUGUUAUCACUCGUGAUUGAUAGCUCUUUGCAUGAAAGACAGCGAAUCGUCUUUUAGACUAAUUUGUUUAUCUAGCAUACAUCAAUUCGCAGGUUGAAGAAUUAUGGUAUGUUGAUGACCCUACUGAAUCGAAUUUUAAAUAAGACUUAUCCACAUCUAUUGCCAUAGCAACACCUACAGGUACCCUCGUGCUCCUUCCAGGCUGGCCAUCGAGAUAUUCUUUACAAAAAGCAAUAAUUUUUAAUGAUUUCGAUUUCGGCCUAAGCCAAACGCAGGAUCCUACGCGAUUUUCCGUUUGUUGAUGUUGUUGAAACUGGCAAUCAUAAGUCUGAUAUCACAGCUCGCAGACAGUCCUUCUAAAUCUUGAACGUUUUUUAGCUUGAAGUAAAUUUUCUAUCUUUGAAAAAUCUCAUCGCAUCCUUAAGUAUAUUAGGAUAUUUGUAGAAUUUGAUCUUGUUUGUUAGAAGUAUUUGUUACCCGUUAGUCAAGCAGCAAAAAUGAUUCAGGAAAUUGGAUUUAAUUUUUGAGAGGUGAUGGAAACGGUGAAUUUCCAGAUUUAGAACCCUCUUUAAGAUACGUAAGACACAGGGUUUUUUUAAUUAAAAAUUUUGUUACAAUAUGCGAACCUCACAGAGACCCCCUCCUAAUCGAAUCGCGCAUAACCCCCUCCUAUUCAGGGCAUACGCAACUGAACGAACAGCAAUAGAUAUUUCACAGUAGAAACAACGUUAUCUUUCUUGAUCAUGCUCUAAAACCUCCUCCACAUACUUUGGUUCUUCGAGGAAGUGAAUUUUUCAUAUAUCAAAAGGUUUUUAAUUGAACGAAGUCUUAUUUUACCAGCCUAUGCAAUUGCCUCUUCUCUUUGUCGAUGAUCGCCACGCCAUGUCCAGCUGUUUUAGACAUGAGUUGUAUACAUGCAUAUACGUCAUUGAUAAGUCUUGUUUCGCCUAUUGUCAGCUACAGUUUUCUGUGAACCUUGUUUUGCGAAUGGAGUAGGAAUGUAGCUCCUAUACAGAACAAGUAAAUUUGCAUCUCUGCUUCACUUUUAACUCAAAACACUGGUUGAUUAUAUCAUUAAUCAUAGUGAUUAAACAAACAACAUUGAAGAUCUGAAAAUUAUGUGAAUUAACAGAGGUAGAGGAGGGAACUUUUGGGGAUUUCUGAUUUUACUCCUUCCUCGAAAACUCUUGGCAUGAAAUGUAGAUGACGUGAAUGACACUGUAAAAACCGGUAUGAACAGAGGCAUAUGUCCACUUUUAUCUUUUACUUAACAACCCACUAUAUGGAUAAAGUUGAAGCGUUGGUGAUGUUUGUAAAGUGAUGUUUGUAAAUCAUGUGAUCAUUUCAAGGGUCGUUUAGCAGAUUUUUCGUGAAAAUUUUUUAUUAUGCACUAACUGGCUGCAUUUUAAUAAGUAUUGGCUUCUUAGUAGAAAUUAUUAAUAUGUAAAUAACAUAGAUUUAUUGGAAAGAAAUUUAUCAGUUUGACUGACGAAAAAUGGAGAAUUUAUCAGUUUGUUUCAAUUCUUCUGUUUUUUGAGGACUCAGAACUCCG
This is a messenger RNA of Rhopilema esculentum, 9789 nucleotides long. RefSeq lists its product as uncharacterized. NCBI's taxonomy places the organism in Eukaryota, Metazoa, Cnidaria, Scyphozoa, Rhizostomeae, Rhizostomatidae. The record is from RefSeq and is a predicted model, not a curated record.